GACAGAGAAGCGGAAGAACCCGCCCAGGCUUCUCCGUGACGUCAUGAAAGGACAAACUGGUUUACGGCGAGGUCAUUCUGUCUCUCCGAGUAGACGGUUGCAGCUCAGCAGAGGCGCCAUCUUAAGAAACUGAGAGACGUUGCACCGCCAGCAGGCAGGACACCACCAUGUACCCCACCGCUUUGACGCAGCUGGCCCGUGGCAACCCUUUCAGCGCUCCCCUGUUCAGCCUCAAGACAGUGGAAGAACCUGAACAGAGCCUUCAUGGACAGAAGACCCGCAGAUUGGCAGCAGCCGCCACCGCAGAUGAGGGAAACAGUUGUGAGUUCGGCUCUCAGAAGUAUCUCGUCCUGUGCGGCUUUGGUGGGAUUCUGAGCUGUGGCACCACACACACAGCUGUCGUUCCCCUCGAUCUGGUCAAAUGCAGAUUGCAGGUUGAUCCUGAUAAGUACAAGAGCAUCGGCAAUGGCUUUAGAGUGACAGUGCGGGAAGAUGGUAUCAGAGGUCUGGCAAAGGGCUGGGCUCCCACCUUCAUUGGCUACUCCAUGCAGGGACUGUGCAAGUUUGGCUUCUACGAAGUGUUCAAGAUCUUUUACGGUGACAUGCUGGGGGAGGAGAACACCUACCUGUGGAGGACAUCGCUGUAUCUGGCGGCCUCAGCCAGCGCAGAGUUCUUUGCAGACAUUGCUCUGUCUCCCAUGGAGGCUGUCAAAGUUCGUAUCCAGACCCAGCCGGGCUACGCCAACACCCUUAGACAGUGUGUCCCCAAGAUGUUCGCAGAGGAGGGAAUCUGGGCUUUCUAUAAGGGUUUGGUGCCGCUUUGGAUGAGGCAGAUCCCCUACACCAUGAUGAAGUUUUCCUGUUUUGAGCGCACCGUGGAGUUGCUCUACAAGCAUAUGGUUCCCAAGCCCCGUAGUGAGUGCACCAAAUCUGAGCAGCUGGUGGUCACCUUUGUGGCCGGUUAUAUCGCUGGUGUGUUCUGUGCCAUUGUGUCCCACCCGGCUGACUCCGUGGUGUCUGUGCUGAACAAGGAGAGGGGCAGCACUGCUGUCGGGGUCCUCAAGAAGCUGGGACCCAAAGGUGUGUGGAAGGGUCUGGUCGCCCGUAUCAUCAUGAUUGGUACUCUGACCGCCCUACAGUGGUUCAUCUACGACUCUGUCAAGGUCUACUUCCGCCUGCCCCGCCCCCCUCCCCCUGAAAUGCCCGAGUCUCUCAAGAAGAAGCUCGGCCUCACAGAGUAACCUAACCCUCCAUCCCUUCACUCUGCAGCAGACUCAACUGAACCCCUGCCCAAACUUCCACAGUGCACACAGCAGUUUUCUAUAUUUAUGUCUUCAGCUCCUGCUGCUCUGCACAGGGCUGCUGCUACUACUAAUGUAUAUUUAAAAACAGAAACGAGCAAGGAGAGAAGAUGGAACUGUCGCUCAUGGUUUACCAUGAGUCAGACCGAAAAUAUUCCUCCGUAGAAUCACCCAUCUGGUUUAUCAAUUCCUGUCAUUAGAAAAUAGUUGACAUUCGAAUAAAAGAAUUUAAUUCCCUGAAAAA
Molecule: messenger RNA, 1545 nt
Organism: Cottoperca gobio
Lineage: Eukaryota; Metazoa; Chordata; Actinopteri; Perciformes; Bovichtidae
Gene: slc25a3a
Product: solute carrier family 25 member 3a
Exons: 8
Coding region: 168-1241 (357 amino acids)
Biological process (GO): mitochondrial phosphate ion transmembrane transport
Cellular component (GO): mitochondrial inner membrane
Molecular function (GO): phosphate transmembrane transporter activity
Source: RefSeq, a predicted model, not a curated record